Molecule: messenger RNA, 1560 nt
Organism: Darwinula stevensoni
Lineage: Eukaryota; Metazoa; Arthropoda; Ostracoda; Podocopida; Darwinulidae
Source: the annotation of a GenBank genome assembly
AUGCGAGCACUCCAAUUUACCCUAUUUGAGCACCAACUCCAGGUCGACUUCAACUGGGUUCGACGCGAGUGCAAGGCCUUCCUCAGGAAUGCAAGAGCUCGACAAGAUCAAACCCAGCUGCUAAGGAAGAUUGAAGAAAGAAACAUCACUCCUCGGGCUAUCCUCCAAGGAAGAAAAGCUCCACACCUGCUCCAAUCGCACAGGAACAAUGGGGACCUCCUAGCAGCCCUGAAACAUGCGGCCUCAUCGGUCCACGUCAUAAUGUAUGCAGAGGACCUUGUCAUGUCUUCCACGAACCGGGUGGAGCUGCAGAGAACCAUCGAAGCACUCAAGAUCUUGACUAAUGACAACAAAAUGACUGUGAACCUGACCAACGCUAAGGCAAUAAAAUUCCGGAAAGGGGGGCGUCGCUGCAAGGCCGAUAUACCGUUCAUUUUUGGCAAUGACCUUAUCGGCUUGGAGAAAGCUUUUGACAUUGGUGCCACCGAAGUCGGACGUGGUGGAGAGCCUAAGGCCGGUGAUCACACUCAGCCGGAUCAUCCUCUGCUUUCCAAGGCUGAGAUGCGAUCUCUCGUCCGAGAGAUCGGGCCUCAUCCCUUUACUGCUCCAGGUUGUCUCCACGAUUCUUCUCUUCUCCUCUGCCUUCUCCUAUAUUCAACCUAUCUGAAUGCUGUCCAGUACCUGAGGCUGUUGAUGGAGAGAUGUGGAGGUCGGGACAUUGCCUUGACCGGAGCAGGACUCUUCUCCCUCACUCGCCCUUUCCUCAUAUCGGUAUUUGCCGCGGUCUGUACCUUCACCAUCGUCUGUGUGCAGCUGGCCGACCAAGCGAAAUGUACUGAAAGUAAACGGGUUGAAGCCAUGUAUAGGAUUUGGGAAGUUGCUGUUCGCCUUCCCCGGAAUUCCAUUCAAUUUGGAUGGCGAGUGGGGAGGACGGGGAACCUGGCUCUUCAGUCUCCUGGGCACGCUCAUCUUCGGGGACGCCUGGAUGACAUCUUCGGCUUCACAACGUAUAACUUCUACAGUCUUUUCAUCGCAUGCUUCUUCUACGUAUCGGAGUGCAAGACCAACGAUCUUCGAAGUCUGGUGCAGUCGCAUCGGAAUUUGGAAGCAGAAAUUGCUGCUUUCGGCAUACACCAUGUACCUGGAGCUGAUGGAGUGAUAGACAUGACCCAGGAUUUGUUGUCUCUGUUGAUCCUCUUCUUUUACCCAGAUGCCAUCUCUAAUCUCAUCGACCACAUCCUCCGCAUUGUCUGCAUUCAACAUCCUCAUCCUCGGAAUGUGUUUAAACUGCUUUUUCUGACAAGUCGGAUCCUAAUUGUAACCUACGGUUUGGUGGAGGUCAGCGAAGAGGCCCAUCGACCUGUUCCUUGGAUCUAUUCUCGGCUCAAGCAUGAUCCCAACAAUCCACAUUUGCGACUUCUGGUGGAGAAGCUGCAGGCGUCAAGGAUCGCCUUCUGCGGCGCUGGAAUCUUUUAUACUACCCGGUCUUUAUUUGCAAUGGUUUUCGGAAUCAUUUGCACCUUUACCAUCGUGGGCAUCCAGUUCAAGCCUCCUGUUUGA